UUCGCUGCGGACCAGACCGGACCGCUCUAAUUCGGACACGCGACGACCGUGAAUUAUAGAAUUCUCACUUAAAUCACAGUUUAAUUUAAUUUAAAAAAUAUAUAUAAAUAGCCCGCUUAAAUAAUAAUAGUAUAAAAUGUUAGCCAGCAAGUGCUCUGUGUUGUGGUGUUUAUUUGUGGGCCUGAUCCUUGGAGGCGUUCAGGCCGCCUUGGAUUUUAACAAUGAUCUCGACAAUAGCCAAAAGUUCAAGAGCAUACCGACCACAGUGAAAACCUACGAAAAUGACACGGUCCAGCUGCCAUGCACCUUAAAUACACCCUUUCGAUAUGUCCGCUGGCAUCGUGACGAUGUUGCCCUGGUGGACUCCAGGCACCCGGAGAUCCCUAAGCUGGAUCGCAUAAUGCUUUGGCCCAACGGAAGCUUGCAGGUGUCGAAUGUGCAAUCCAGCGACACCGGCGACUAUUACUGCGAAAUGAACUCGGACUCCGGGCAUGUGGUGCAGCAGCAUGCCAUCGAGGUGCAGCUGGCUCCACGGGUAUUAAUAGAACCCUCAGAGCUUACGGAACAGCGGAUUGGAGCCACCAUUGAGGUGGUGUGUGAGGCCCAAGGAGUUCCCCAGCCGGUGAUUACCUGGCGGUUGAACGGCAAAGACCUGCUUCCGCAAAGCAACUCAGGCAACCGGCAGAGUCUGGUGUUGGACAUCAAGUCAAGGAAUCAGGCGGGACUGAUCGAGUGCCUGGCCAACAAUGGAGUGGGUGAGGUGGCGGUGGCCAGUGUUUAUCUACAUGUGUUGUUUGCCCCCGAGGUAAGUCAGCCCCAGCCGGUGGUGUACACCAAAUUGGGCGCUCGUGCCCAUCUUGAGUGCAUCGUAGAGGCGGCUCCGGCAGCUACAGUCAAGUGGUUCCACCAUGGACUACCUGUGACCCUGGGAGCCCACUCCACCAGUCACGAGUCGGAGCUGCAGGGGAAUCGCUCGCUGGAUCACUAUGUGAAUGCGGUGAGACACCUGCUGGUGGUAAAGAGCGUUCGAAAUGCGGAUAUGGGCCAGUACGAGUGCCGGGCCACCAAUCAGAUUGCGGGAAAGAGUGGCAACGUAGAGCUGACCGGCCGCCCAAUGCCCUGCCUCUUCAAGAUCAACCCCGGCAUCCAGAGCUCCACAUCCCAUGUGCUCGUCUGGCAGACGGAGAGCCUGUUGCCCAUCAUGGAGUUUAAGCUGAAAUUCCGUCAGAUACCCUCCAACAAUGCCACCCGGCAGAUACGCACCAACUGGACGGAGCUCACGAUUCCGGCUCAGGCUACCAACGGCCUUAUCUACAUAACCACUUAUACCCUACAUGGCCUGCAGCCCGCCAGUCUCUACGAAGUUUCCGUGUUGGCCAGAAAUAGUUUUGGUUGGAGUGACAACAGCAAGAUCGUUCGAUUCGCCACAGGUGGAGAGGUCGAACUACCCAAUUAUUCCACGGAAUCGGAGCUGCAGGAAGACCUAGCCGACGAGGAUUUUCACAACGAAAUCACCCAGAGAUCGGAGAUUUUGACAGCCAGCAUGAUGUUCAACUCAGGUUCCAUAAGUUGCAAUGGAAUCACUGCCUUAAUUUACUUUACAUGUCUUAUAAAACUUGUACUACUCUUAAGUUAGGUUUAAAUAUUAAAUUUAAAUGUACUGAACUCGAUUCCAUGCUAUACCAAAUAAACAACUUUCCAUAUA
Molecule: messenger RNA, 1705 nt
Organism: Drosophila kikkawai
Lineage: Eukaryota; Metazoa; Arthropoda; Insecta; Diptera; Drosophilidae
Gene: wrapper
Product: wrapper
Biological process (GO): homophilic cell-cell adhesion; synapse organization
Cellular component (GO): neuronal cell body; plasma membrane; axon
Molecular function (GO): axon guidance receptor activity; protein binding
Source: RefSeq, a predicted model, not a curated record